Molecule: messenger RNA, 4677 nt
Organism: Melanotaenia boesemani (Boeseman's rainbowfish)
Lineage: Eukaryota; Metazoa; Chordata; Actinopteri; Atheriniformes; Melanotaeniidae
Gene: znrf3
Product: zinc and ring finger 3
Exons: 8
Coding region: 251-2938 (895 amino acids)
Biological process (GO): negative regulation of canonical Wnt signaling pathway; Wnt receptor catabolic process; ubiquitin-dependent protein catabolic process
Molecular function (GO): ubiquitin protein ligase activity; frizzled binding
Source: RefSeq, a predicted model, not a curated record
GGAGGAGGGUGAGAAAGAAAGAGGGAUCGAGGGAGGGAGAAAGCAAGGCUGCGUUUGAGGCAAUGUAAUUGACAAGGCUCGCAGUGGUGAAAUAAACACGCUUCAGACCAGGCUCAGCUUCUAUUGCACAAUUCUGACUCCUCCGAGGCAUCGCCCGCAGCGCGCGCACAGACCUGAUUUCAAUUACCCUCAUCCGAUUAAUCAAUCCAUGUGAAAUUAUGUCCCGAUCGGCGCUGAUCCAGCCGGCAAGAUGAUGAUUUUAUCAAGGAGAGGCUCAGAUCGUGUGCCCGACUCGGUGGUCCUGGUGAUCUUGCUGGUCGCCGCUUCUAUCGGUGCCGUUUUCGCCAAGGAUACAGCCUUUGUGGAAGUGGUGCUGUUCGAGUCCAGUCCCAAUGGAGAUUAUACUACUUACACGACUGGUUUGCAAGGACGGUUUUCUAAAGCUGGAGCCACUAUCAGUGCGGAGGGGGAGAUCGUUCAAAUGCAUCCUUUGGGACUAUGCAAUAAUAAUGAUGAGGAGGACCUGUAUGAGUAUGGCUGGGUCGGAGUGGUGAAGCUGGAGCAACCAGAGUUGGACCCCAGUUGUCUUACAGUCUUGGGAAAGGCCAAGAGAGCGGUACAGCGGGGGGCCACAGCCGUCAUCUUUGAUGUUUCUGAGAAUCCAGAUGCCAUCGAUCAGCUCAACCAGGUCGCUGAAGACCCUCUGAAGCGGCCGGUGGUCUACGUGAAGGGCAACGAUGCCGUCAAACUGAUGAACAUCGUCAACAAGCAGAAAGUGGCCCGCGCUCGGAUACAACACAGACCACCGAGGCAGCCCACAGAAUAUUUUGACAUGGGCAUCUUCCUGGCUUUCUUUGUGGUUGUUUCCCUUGUUUGCCUCAUCCUGCUCAUCAAGAUCAAACUCAAGCAAAGGAGAAGUCAGAGCUCGAUGAACAGAAUGGCCAUCCAGGCACUGGAAAAAAUGGAGACCAGAAAGUUCAAGGCUAAAGGGAAAAGCCAGCGCGAGAGCAGCUGUGGAGCCUCGGAUUCGCUGAGCAGCAGCUCCACCUCUGACUGCGCCAUUUGUCUGGAGAAGUACAUGGACGGGGAGGAGCUGCGGGUGAUCCCCUGCGCUCACAGAUUUCAUAAGAAGUGUGUCGAUCCCUGGCUCCUCCAACAUCACACCUGUCCUCACUGUAGACACAACAUCAUCGAGCAAAAGAAGGGAAACCCAGGACCAGCAUGCAUGGACCCUGGUAAUGCAGUCCACAGCAGACAGCGGGUGGUGCUCCCUGUCCAUUAUCCUGGCAGGGUGCACCGUGCCGGCCAGGUGACGGCCUACCCGACCAGAACCAGCAUGGACCCCCAUGGCAACCCCAUCACCGUGCUUACUGUGGACCAGCAUCCAGAUCCUCAAGGUCUGUACCCACCCCAGUCGACAUCAGCUUUUCUCCGGACCUACCACCCCACCCUCCAUCUGGAACAUUCGCUCAACCCCCACCACUGCGGAUUAGAGCACCGUGCACCCCCUGCCUACCCCACACAGACACAUCAUGCUGCUUUCAAACGACCCAAGUUUCAUGGUCGGAACUUCUCCCGGGCAGCCUGUUUUUCCCAGUAUGAGACGAUGUACCAACACUACUAUUUUCAGGGACUGUCUUUCCCUCAACAGCCUGAGGGGGGGCAAGGGCCUGCUGUGGCUGGGCAGCUUGCUGGAGGAGGAGCGCACAAGAGCCACCACAGUAGGGCCUUUCAGCAAGGACUGUUAUACCCCACAGUGGUACACAUGGCACCUGCCUCCUCUUCAAGGAUAGGUGAUAGCGGCAGCACUUCUGGCCUGAGCUGUUAUCACGGCCACCGCUCGGUGUGCAGCGGUUACCUCGCAGACUGUCCUGGUAGUGACAGCAGCAGCAGCAGUUCUGGACAGUGCCACUGUUCCUCUAGCGACUCCAUGUUGGACUGUACUGAGGUCAGCAACCAAGGGGUGUAUGGAAGCUGCUCCACAUUUCGCAGCUCACUGAGCAGUGACUAUGAUCCUUAUGUGUACAGGAGUAAAAGUCCCUGUAGGGGUUCUGCAGGGGAAGCAGGAGCCGCAGCUUGUAAUGCAGUUCCUGCUGAGGACUCGUCCCCUGCGCCCUCGGGACAUGACUGCCUCCAGCUCCCUUCUGGAGCUUCGGGAUAUAACUCGGGGGACCAUCUCUCCAACUGCAGUUUGGAGCCCAACUACAGCAGUCGUUCAUCACUGGAACCCAGGGAGAACAACAACACUAGCACUACCUCAGCCGGGGCUCCAGAGGCCGCCUCAGCCGACAGGGCAAAGGGGGCACAAGAGGAGUCUGGGGAACCUGGGGCUGCUGCCUGCAGCUGCUGUUUUGAGGUUAUUCCUCCCAGUAUGGAGUGCAAAGGACAGGACUUGGACCAAGCUGGGCCUUUAGCCUCAGGACACUGUCACAGGGGGGUAGACUUUCAGAACUCCACCUCCAAGAACUACUUUGUUCCUGAGCACAUGUGUCCUUCCUCUGAGCAGGUGAGCUAUGAAGGGCUGCCUUGCUGCUUUUACAAAGAGAUGAAGGUCCACAGGGCUACAGUGGGGCGUUACACUGAGGACUACGCUGUAAAUGUGCAGUACGCGCACACAGAAUCAGAAGCCUGCUCUGCACAGGGCUGCUGCGAACUCAAUCAGAGAAUACCCAUAAUUCCUGAGGACACGGAUUGUGAAAUAGGCACAGGGCCAGAGACCCAGAGCAGUUUAUUACCUGUCAGCAUCACAGUGGAGACAGAGUUGCGGACCGGAGAGCAACAUGAGCCGAAGGAUAGGUACUUCUCUUCAGGACAGUUUAGAGGUCAGCCAUACUUUCAGGAGGAGGAGACCAGGGCUUUGUUCCACCCUCAGCUCUCUGCAAGCCCUGCUGCACUGGGAAGCAGUACUUCUACAAAUGAGGGUGAUCUGGGCAUAUGAACUCAAGUCCAGUGAGAACAGUCAGAAACAUGUGGUACCGUGUCAGUCAGUCAAUGGUUGAAGCCCUCAGUUGCCUUGUUCUAACCUUGCUCUCUGAGCACUGAAUGUUAUCAUCUUAGAUUGUGUGGAUUUCUACUGAAAUGGCCUCUUAUUUCUAGAUAAGAACAAUGUGUUAUGUUCAUUCCUGUGGCCCCCAAGAGAUAAAAAUGACCUCCAUACAUAUUUAUGGGGUCAAGUAAAACUAGAAUUAGGCUGGUUCUGCAGCCAUCAAAGGUUAGUAAUCUGGGCCAAUUUUUUCAUCAAUCAUCACUUUUUUUUUGAGCAAGCUAUAGGAAUCGAAGAUUUUUCUCGACAAAAGUACACUUGUCUAUUCACACACACCUGUAUGUGCACACACACACACUACCUGCCCUUAAAGCUUCAACCACCAAUAAAAUAGUUUUUAUGGACAAUAGCUAUACCAAAACAGAAAGACAUGAUUGUUUUUUUCUUUUUAAACUUUUAAGAGCAGGGAAAUGGGUCUUUUUUAAGUUUCUGUGACCCAUAUGUUUCUCUAUGGAGAAAAAGCUAUAAAAUACAGAAAAAAUGUACAGAAAUGUGAAUGCAAGGCUGACACUGGUCUCUAAUUGAUUUACAGAAUUUGUUUUACGCAUCACAUUUCUGUCCAUCCUGGCCUGCCUGUAUGCCUGUAUCAUGCUGCUAAGAUGUUAGCAGCAAUAUUGAGUGACACUGCACAACUUUUGGUCAGAAUUCAGACUAAACUGAGUGUUUUAGGCCAUGUUUUCAUUUGGAAGCCCUUAAAAAGUUUUUUUUGCUGUCACACACCCAGUUUCCUCUGUGAGGCGUGCUCUUAUAUCUGUUAAGGUUCUAGCGUGUAACAAAAGGCCAAAGGAGAGUAGCUGGAAAAGACUAAUUUCAUAAGGCUUCCUUAUUGUACUGUGACUUAAAAAAUAUAAUGCAGUUAUACAUACCACAGUGUAUCAGUUCAAAUCAUAAUGUGCUGUGCAUAAUACAUAAUUUGCAAUAUCAACGCUUGUCAUUCAUGCCUUUCUGUUUGUCCUGCAGACUGUUUUUAUACUGUUUCUAUGAAAUGUACGCAUUCUCUACACAGAGGAAAACCUGAAAUAACCCUAUUUAUAAGUUAACCCCAUGCUGUAAUCAAGUCAGAAUCUAAUCUUGCCUUUUGCAUAGAGAUAUGUACCUACUGCAAAUAUAACAUUUUGGGGUACUUGAGUCACUAUUUAAUUUUUUUUUAUUGUUUCUAGCACUUAAGAUUAAAAAAGUACAAAAAUUAAUAUUUUUUCAUUUUUUUAAGAAUAUAAAUAUUUUCUGUCAUUACUAUUACAAAUGUUUAAAAAAAAUUGCUAGAAAUCAAUCUGUGUAUAUUCUGUACCUGUAUAGCAAACAUUUCAUAAAUGGAAAUAUGUUCUCUGAAUAUUUAUUUACUAAUAUAUUUAUCUUUAAGCCAUGUCUUAUGUUCAGAGUGUAUGAACGUUUGAGUUAUUUGGUUGCUUUUUAUUGAGGAAAAAAAAAAUCACUAACAUGAGAUUUUGUAUAUACAUGGUAAUUGCACACAAGACGAUUUAAAUCUUCUCUGACCAAAAAACUGAUUUUAAAACUUUAGUACCAUACAGUUUUGUAAUUAAAUAUGUACAAAGAUCUGUAAGAUAUACAGUUUUAUUCAAGUAAUUCAAUGCGGUGUCCUGUCUUUCAUUAUUGGUGUUUGCUUUCUCUGCACU